AAUGAACUUAAAUAAAUAAACGUGUCUGGUCGUCCAGCAUGUUCGAAGAAGCUGCAAGAGGCAACAGAGCUUUCAGCUUUGCUUACUGAAUAAACAAAGCCCUCUCUGAGAAAGUUAGGCCACUGGUUAUUGUUAUAUCUUCCAAUUCACUUGGAUUCAAAGCAAAAAUGUUUGAUUUUCAGUCACCAUCUCAUCUGCUCUGCUGCUAUUGUUAGUUGUACCCCUCACCCUUCUGCUCCUCAAUCCUUUUAUUCGCAACUCGAAUCCAUUCAUUUCCUUGUAUCCAUUUUUUGGUGAACAUUAGGUAUUUCUUGAUGACACCAGAUCAGUUAUGCAACUCUAGCAGUGCAGUCUCCUUUACACCAGUUUUGCCACGGGCUGUCGAACAAAGAGAUAUAUCAGCAAAUAAUUCAAGAAACAGGGCUGCCCCUUUUACUACUUUCUUAGUAAGAAUAGCCAUGAGAGUAUCAAGAUCAAGGUGUUACAGUUUCUUGAGAAGAGUUUUUCAUUACCAGAACGGAUCAAGAUUGGAUCUCGGGUCGAAUCCGUUCAAUUCUCGAACCUGGAUGUUGAUGGAAUUUCUUGCUUUAACCGUUCAAAUUACUCUCAUUACAUAUGCUCUGUGCAUCACCAAAGAUGAGAGACCGGUUUGGCCCAUGAGAAUAUGGGUUUCCGGGUAUGCUUUAGGGUGUUUCUUUAGCCUUAUUCUCCUCAACUGGCGCUAUCUGUUCUUUUAUGCAACUCAAAGAAACAAUAAUCCCGGUUUUUCUGAUAUUGAACAGCAAAGAAAUGUUCAAGAAUUAAGAAGUAUGCAGAACAUGGAUAAAUGCAGGACAUGGCUUGAACUUUUAUUUGCAAUAUGGUUUGUAAUGGGGAAUGUUUGGGUGUUCGACUCGCGGUUCGGGUCAUAUCGACAAGCUCCGAAACUUCAUGUCCUCUGCAUAUCACUGCUUUCUUGGAAUGCCAUCAGCUAUUCAUUUCCAUUCAUACUUUUUGUGUUACUUUGCUGCUGUGUACCACUGCUUAGCAGCUUCCUAGGUUACAACAUGAACAUGGCAUCCCAUGAUAAAGGGGCAUCUGAUGAGCAGCUUGCCAAUUUACCAACCUGGAAAUAUAAGGAUGUUGGCAAGAGUUUCGAGCUUGGGAAUCCAACCAAAGACAACGAAAAUACAGAAUGCUGUAUCUGUCUGGCCAAGUAUAGAGAUAAGGAAGAGAUUAGGCAAUUGCCAUGUAACCAUAUAUUUCAUUUGAAGUGUGUGGAUCAAUGGCUCAAGAUUAUAUCUUGCUGUCCUCUGUGUAAACAAGGACUAGAGAAAUAACCAACACAAAAAAAGAGAAAAUAGCAGCAGAAUUUUUUUUCUUUAUUAUAGAAAAAUACACAAGAAAAGGGAAGGUUUUUAUAUAUAUGUAUAUUCACAUUUGUAUGACCUUCACAUGGUUACCAGAGUGAGUGAAUUUCUUGUACAUUGAAGCUCACCUGUAACCAAAAUUUAUUUGCGAAUGCAUGAGAGAGAGUUUUGUUUGUGUAAAUGAGUUUUACUGAGAAGAAGAGAGAAAUUUCAUUUUUUA
Olea europaea var. sylvestris is the source of this 1569-nucleotide messenger RNA. Its product is annotated as E3 ubiquitin-protein ligase At1g63170-like. The record is from RefSeq and is a predicted model, not a curated record. Lineage: Eukaryota; Viridiplantae; Streptophyta; Magnoliopsida; Lamiales; Oleaceae. Bases 315 to 1319 code for a protein of 334 amino acids. The transcript is spliced from 3 exons.